This is a messenger RNA of Symsagittifera roscoffensis, 1277 nucleotides long. RefSeq lists its product as uncharacterized. The record is from RefSeq and is a predicted model, not a curated record. Lineage: Eukaryota; Metazoa; Xenacoelomorpha; Acoela; Convolutidae.
AAUAACUUUUAUAAGCCACGGGGAUUCCCUUGUAUCCGUUACAUCGCAACGGGAGCGGAGAAAAAAAAUGAUGCAUUUUGCAAUCUAUUCCCAUAUAUCACGCUUAGUUUAUUUCUAAAGUAAGCUAUGCUUGUGCCAUCUUUGGAGCAUUUAGACUAUCUUCUAAUUCCUGCUAGAUCAGCGAUAGCAGAUUUAAAAUGUUAUACUCACAGUGGUAGACACUAACCAUUUAGACAGUUAUUCCAUUAUAGAUUUCCAGUUUCUGUCCCAAAUUUACCUUUCUUUUCCUUUUGUUUGUUUUCCAGAUAUUGUCAACUUUUUCCUCUCACAAAUUAAAUUUUCCUGGCAUGCAAAAUCUGGCCACUUAAAAAUAUUACCAUAUUUUGCAAAAACAGUUCAUAUUGCACCCCAUAUGAAAGAGUAAAAAGAGAAUGAAUAAUAAUCAAUCAAUAUAGUUACUGUUUUAUUCAAUUCCUCCUGUUGGACCAAAAAUAAUCACCUCUUCCUGCUUUUUGUAGUAGAUUGUAAAAAGUAUUCAUAGGUUAGGUUUACGUCUGCCAUACUAAAAUUGUGCUGCUCUUAAACAUAAAGUGUAGUUUUUUUUUCAGAAAACGGUAUUAAAAUCAUUUAUAUUCUCAUUUAGAGUCUGUAAGCAAUGUGCCUGUUAAAAAUAAAAAUAUGAAAAUUCCUCGCUCACUUUAAAUUACAUUCCUGUUUACCUUCAUUAUUCCAUGAAUUUUCGAUUAUGUGACGUAAUCAGCGUUUGGAAGUGUCUCUUCAAUCUGAAAAUGAUUUUGAUACCCACAUUCUUACUAUUGAGCAUAAGUUCGUGACAGAAGACAAUUCGACUUUCUGGUCUCAUUGGAUCCUCUUCAUAUUUGCUGUUUUUUUUUUGUCUGACCUCUCCUCAUUUUCACUGUUAUUGUAACUUCCUAAAAUGGCAGUGUUCAGUUGGGUCGCGAUGGGUGGUCAGGUGGUGACUCUGAUUCUGGGUUCCCUCUCAGUCGUCAUGGACAGCUGGUGGCAGUCAGACUUCCCCCUCUCGGCAGGGGGAGGGAACGACUUUGAGGAGGGGCAGGGGGAGGAGAGCAGAACUGGACUGUGGUACCCCUGCCGCAAGAAGUGCGGUUCCGUGAUAGUGGUGCGACUGUGCAUGAGUGUACAACUGGUGCCCUCUGUGCUCUCCUCCUGUGCCAUGAUCGCCUUCUGCACCCGCCUCAUGAACCGACACAACCGCUUCCUCCUCAAGUCAGCCACCAACGCAUCACUCCUGCAGG